GAUGAUGAGCUCGAAGUGGAUUCCGAUGAGGAGGGCAAGGCUCAAACCUCGACGGUAAAGAUCCUCACCAAGCAUGCGCGAAAUCAGGGCUUCCUCGAGGAGGCUCCAGCCGAGGCCGACAGUCUCGACAAGUACAUGUCCGAUUUGACGAAGAAAGCCCCGGGGGAGAAGGAGUCAGAAGAUGCUGGUAUGGGGGUGAUGGAUUCCUCCAGGGUGAAGUCCAUUACACUGGAAGAGAUUGAGGCGCUCAUGAGGCCCAGCUCCGAGGAGAAGCCAGAGACAGAGCAAGAAGGAGGGAGUAGCAGUUCUGCCGCUCCUGGACCUGCUGUCGCUGCUGCUUCUCCUGCCGAGAGCCCCCCAGCUGCUGAUGAUGAUGAUGAGGACUUCCACGCAGCCUUCAUCGCCGAGAUGCGAAAGUUGCGUGGUGAGGAUGGUGAUGCCUUCGCCAAGGACUUCGAAGCCUCCAAAAAGUGGCUCGGCGAACGCCCUGGCUUUGUUUUCAAACGCGGGAAGAAAGGGCUGGGCUACUACCGCGAUGUGGGCCCCUUCGGCUUGAUGAAGGAGAAGCCCGGUUCGUCCGGAGACACACGCAAAUCCGAUUUGCCCGACUUCCGCAGAGUCAAGAAGGCCAAGCGGUCGCUGGAAGACCCAGCGGGUGAAGAGGAAGGUGAGGAUGCGGAUGACGAGGAAGAGCAGGAAGCAGCAGAGGAGGAGAAUGACGCCGUCGCUGAGAACGAUACUAUUCCUUCCCUCCCGCCGGAGGUCGAGAAAGAAGUGGAAACCAAGAAGGAGAAGCGGAGGAAGCGACGGGAGGCCAAAGAGGCGGAAGCCAAGGCCAAGGCGGACGCUGCCAAGAAGCGUGCGCGGGACGGCUUCGGCGAGGGCGACGGCGAUUGGAUGGAGAGCGACCCCGACAGGAGUGAGCAAUCCAGUGAAGAGCAAAUGGAGUCCUACUUCGACCUGGUGAAGCGCUUCACCACCAAGAAGACCCUUCCUGCAGUCAAUCAUGACUUGAUCGACUACAAGUCUUUCCGCAAAAACCUGUAUGUGCAGGUGAAAGAGAUCACCAACAUGAAGGACCAUGAAGUGGAGGACCUCCGGCGGACCCAUGGAGAUAUCACCGUGCGGGGCAAGCGAUGCCCUCAUCCGGUGAAGAGUUUCCUACAGUGUGGGCUCCCGGAGAAGAUCCUGAAAAUCAUGGAGAAGCGAGAGUACGAGACUCCCUUUCCCAUUCAGAUGCAGGCCAUGCCGGCGUUGAUGUGCGGCCGAGACGUCAUCGGUGUUGCCCAGACGGGAUCGGGGAAGACGAUCGCCUACCUGCUGCCCCUGAUCAGGCACAUCAUGGACCAACCGCCCCUCGCCAACGGCGACGGGCCCGUCGGCUUCGUGGUGGCGCCCACACGUGAGCUAGCGCUGCAGAUCCAGCGAGAGGCCAACACCUUUUGCAAGGCGGUGAACCUCACGAGCGUUUGCGCCUAUGGCGGUGGGCCCAUGGGUGAACAGCUCUCGGCGCUGAAGAAAGGAGCUGAGCUCUUGGUUGGCACUCCAGGAAGGCUCAUUGAUGUGCUGACCACCUCGGGUGGGAAGAUCACCAACCUCCGGCGGGUGACCUUCUUGGUCCUUGACGAGGCGGAUCGGAUGUUUGACAUGGGCUUCGAGCCGCAGAUCGGGAUGUUCUUGCAGAGCACCCGACCGGACAAACAGGUGGCGAUGUUCAGUGCCACGCUGCCGGCCCAUGUGGAAGCAUUAGCCCGCAAGGUCUUGAAGAAGCCGUUGGAGAUCUCCGUGGGCGAGCGCAACGCAGUGGCCACGAACGUCACUCAGUUCGUAGAGGUCUUGGAUGAGAGCCAGAAGUUCUAUCGGCUUUUGCAACUCCUUGGAGAAUGGCAUGAGCAUGGUGCCAUCAUCAUUUUCGUGCACCAGCAGAAGGACGUGGAUGAGAUGUUCACAGAGCUUUUGAAGUAUGGCUACCCUCCACUGGCACUCCAUGGCGGUCAGGACCAACAGGACCGAGACUUUACGUUGCAAGACUUCAAGGACGGAAUUUCCAACAUCUUGAUCUCCACCUCUGUGGCCGCCCGAGGCAUUGACGUGAAAAACGUGAUCUUGGUCGUGAACUUCAAGGUUCCAGACCACUUGGAGGACUACAUCCACCGGGUGGGCCGCACUGGACGCGCUGGAAAGGCUGGCUUUGCCUACACCUUCAUCCAGCCCGAUGAAGCAGACAAGGCUCAGGACAUGGUGGAUGCCCUGCGGCAAUGCAACCAAGAGGUCCCGGGCAAGCUGAAAGCACUCGCUGAGGAGCACCAGACGGCGGUGAACACUGGUCAAGCUCGGAAGCGGAAGCGCUGGGGCGGCUUCGGUGGCAAGAGUUUUUCCUAUGAGAACAGCGAGAAGAGCAGGCAGCAGCAAGAGCGCCAACAAGCCAAGAGCGAUUUGCUCAUUGGAGACUUUGAGGAAGAGGAUGACUUCAAGGAUCCCUGGCUCGAGCCUGACAAGCCCAAGAAGGGUAAGGGCAAAGGGAAACGCCGUGAAGAGGAGGCCGAGCAGUCCAAGUCGGCGGACCCCGCGGACACCGUGGCGCAGGCUGCCAAGGUGGCGGCCAAGAUGCAGGAGAGAGAGCUCCCAAAGGCGGCCAAGUUGAUCCCCGACGAGUUCUUCGCUGAAGGUCUCGAGUUGGAGAUGAAUUCCUGCCGUUCGCAGCUUUUGCAAUGCGAAGCUUUACGGAAGAAGGUCUAUCGUGAUCUGGGCGACGAGCUGGAAGACAAGGUCUGGGAGAAUUUGAAGGUGAACUUGAGGGAGGAAGUGAUGGACGCUUUGAAGGACACGCUCGAGAAUGAGGUCCGUGCCUCCCUGGCCAAAGAGCUGGGCAAGGACAUGGACAUCGAUGGCAUCGAGCAGGACGAGGAGGAGAUCUUUGAGGAGGAUGAAGAAUAUGAGGAGGAGGAGGAGGACUUGGAGGACGAGCUUCAAAAAGACAAGGAGUUGGAUCAAAAGGCCGCGCGAGAGGUGGAGGCUGUGACUCGCAUUCGCAUCAUGGAUGCUGUGAGGCUGCAAAAAAAAGUAGACAAGGAGUCAGAUGAAAAGGCUGAGGAAGAGGCAUAA
This is a messenger RNA of Durusdinium trenchii, 3105 nucleotides long. NCBI's taxonomy places the organism in Eukaryota, Dinophyceae, Suessiales, Symbiodiniaceae. The record is from the annotation of a GenBank genome assembly.